Messenger RNA from Xenopus laevis (African clawed frog), 1406 nucleotides. It is a transcript of the gene cradd.2.S, whose product is annotated as CASP2 and RIPK1 domain containing adaptor with death, gene 2 S homeolog. Gene Ontology annotation, biological process: signal transduction; regulation of apoptotic process. The transcript is spliced from 3 exons. The record is from RefSeq and is a predicted model, not a curated record. Gene Ontology annotation, molecular function: protease binding; death domain binding. Bases 368 to 961 code for a protein of 197 amino acids. Lineage: Eukaryota; Metazoa; Chordata; Amphibia; Anura; Pipidae.
UUUCCCUUUGCUGAAAUUGAGAGAGAGGGGGAGGAGUUGGUUGCAAAAGAAGGUUUUGUCAAAGGGGGCUGGUCACUUUCUGCAACAGACAUGGCUGUCGCUCUCAUUUCUUCUUUUCUGUAAUAGAUCUUGAGAGUUUUAGCAGUGCAACCUUCUCUGAGGCUCAAUGAAAUCUGAGCCUGGCGUGGCCUGGGGCAAGACACUUCCAUUUUUCUCUUCACACGGGGACAGGGGUUUUGGUCCAUUAUUUUUUUUUAACCUUCCUAUGCAGACAUCCCCUGAGUAUAUGCAACAAGUUCCACUGGCUAUGAAGACACACACACACACACCCCCGCCCCACAGAGUGCAAUCAGGUCCCCUUUAAGUGAUGGAUCCUAAGCAUAAGGAACUACUCAGAAGGCAGCGCCUGGAGCUUUGUGCUGAGGGCCUUGCAGAUGGACUGGUCCCACAGUAUUUACUACAAGAAGGAAUCAUCACAGAGAGCCAUUUAGAGGAAAUCAGUUCCCAAGUCACCAGCCAGAGACGAGCCAUGAAGCUUCUAGAUAUUCUUCCUACCCGUGGGCCAAAAGCAUUUGAGGUUUUCGUGGAUUCUUUAAGUGAAUUUCCCUGGGUGCGUGAGAACUUGAUAAAGCUUAGUAAAGAUGGCACUGAUAUUCCAGGAGGAAGGAUGCUGGAGUUGCCAUGUAAAUUCCAUCACAGCUGCCCUACUGAAAAGCAAUUGAACAUCCUGGCAGGGAAGUUGGGGCCAGAGUGGGAGCAGAUACUUGUACAUCUCGGCUUGGACCACAGUGACCUGUACAGAUGUAAGGAGCAGAACCGUUACAGUGUGCAGUCGCAAAUAGUGGAAGGUUUGGUGAAAUGGAAACGGCAAAUGGGAAGCAAAGCCACAAUGUUGCAGCUAUGGCAAGCGCUGGAAGCAGCGGAGGCAGACUUGUCUGUCAUGCAGUAUAUCCUGCAGUGAUUUUUGGGAACUGAUUUAAUAUAACUAUAGGCAUAAAUUUGCCCAAGCCUUUAACCCAAAGCCAUCAGUCUACUUUAAAUGCACUAAAUGCCUAUAGCUUGACUAUAAACCUAUAUACAUGAACAUUAAAGCCACUCACACCUGCGUAAAACCUUGACUGUAGCAUAGCAUUAUGCCUAACCAUCCUCAGGUCCAUCCUCCAUCCUCCAAUAUACAUUGUUUAUGCCCUGUUCAAGAAGCUAGCCAGUGGUCAGUAGUAGAUAGCAGUAGGCAACAGGAAUAAUGCCUUGACGCACAGCCUGUACAGAGAGAUAUUAUAAACCAAUGCAAGCUUGGGUAUUCCUCUGUACUGAGCUGAAAAUUGUCAUAGCCUUGUAAAGUCACAGUCCUUGGCUAUAUACACCUCUGUGCAAAAUUAUCACAAUAAAUGGGACUUUUGGUGAAA